UUUUAUCAAUUAAUUGUCAUUAGUUUGUUAUUAUUUUAAUUUUUGAAAAAGUGAAUUUUAGAAAUAUUUUUGUCGAUUUUCUUGUUUGUUAAUAUUUGUAAAUUAUUGUAUAUUUUUGUAAAGAAGUAAUUUAUACAAAAUUGAAAUCAUGGCUUUACCUCUAACUAUGGCUCGCUUUUCAAAUUCUUUAUAUAAACCUUUUUUGUUACAAAUAAAACCUUUUCGGAGACUGCAGCGCCACAGAUCACAUUUUACACCCAUUGCUGGUUGGCUAGAGAAACCAAAAAGUUUAUUAUUUCAUCCAAAGAAUAUUUUAAAACAUGCUGAGGUUAUACCCAUAGCCUUUAUAACAGUGGUGGGUUUCACUUGUGAAGUUCUAUGGACCAUAAGAUUAGCGUUUACCCGUGAUGAUGUGAGAUUUCUCAAUAAACAAAUGGCCUGUGAACAAGUGGAGACUAGAGUUGGACCCAUGUAUCCGCCGCCUCAAAGAAAAUUCAGGGUUUAUAAUCAGAAAUAUGAAAAUCCUAAAGGUGUAAUAGCGGCCAUACAAACAGCGGAAGAGGAAUGAUAUUAAUUCUCAAUAAAAAUUUAAAAUAAAAAGUAUUUAAAUAAAAAAUUACUAAUAAACUAUAAAAUUAUCUAAUUUUGUUUAUUUUUCUUUAAACAAAAUUAUUACUUUUAA
Calliphora vicina (urban bluebottle blowfly) is the source of this 682-nucleotide messenger RNA. RefSeq names its product yellow-emperor (gene ymp). The transcript is spliced from 6 exons. The coding region runs from base 149 to 568 and encodes 139 amino acids. NCBI's taxonomy places the organism in Eukaryota, Metazoa, Arthropoda, Insecta, Diptera, Calliphoridae. The record is from RefSeq and is a predicted model, not a curated record.